This is a messenger RNA of Phytophthora infestans T30-4, 525 nucleotides long. RefSeq lists its product as uncharacterized. The transcript has a single exon. The record is from RefSeq and is a predicted model, not a curated record. Gene Ontology annotation, molecular function: protein binding. The coding region runs from base 1 to 525 and encodes 174 amino acids. NCBI's taxonomy places the organism in Eukaryota, Oomycota, Peronosporomycetes, Peronosporales, Peronosporaceae.
AUGGAUCUGGCUGCAUGCAACGGUCAUUCGGAUAUCGUGUGUUGGUUACAUACACACUCAAGUGCUGGGUGUACGUCAAAUGCUAUGGACUUGGCCGCAAAAGGUGGUCACUUGGACGUCGUGAUCUUCUUGCACGAGAAUCGAUCAGAGGGCUGCACAUCUCGAGCCAUGGACCACGCCGCGGAGAAUGGUCAUCGAGCAGUUGUGCGGUGGUUGCACGAGCACCGUCCAGAAGGUUGCACCACAGAUGCCAUGAACGCUGCUGCUCGUAAUGGCGACGUGCGGCUGCUGGAUUUCUUGUACUCAGAACGUACCGAAGGCUGCACGCUGCGUGCUCUAGAUCGAGCAGCGUACACUGGUCAACUCGCCAGUGUGAGAUGGCUUUUAAGCCACCUCCCCGAGCAGUUCGACGAGCCGGAGCGAGUCCGAGAAGCAAUAGAAGCAGCUAGACGGGGUCGGGCUGAUCAUGUCGCUGCGUGGUUACGAAGACAUGUUGAGAAUCACAUCGAACAAGACGAGUCAUAA